Centruroides sculpturatus (bark scorpion) is the source of this 1586-nucleotide messenger RNA. RefSeq names its product noggin-like. The record is from RefSeq and is a predicted model, not a curated record. Gene Ontology annotation, biological process: dorsal/ventral pattern formation; osteoblast differentiation; negative regulation of cell differentiation. NCBI's taxonomy places the organism in Eukaryota, Metazoa, Arthropoda, Arachnida, Scorpiones, Buthidae. The transcript has 2 exons. Bases 599 to 1351 code for a protein of 250 amino acids.
AAACAAAUGGUGAAAAUUCUAUAUUAGUGUAAUUUCUACGAUAAAAAAAAAUUGGAGCUUUAAGUAAGAAUCGUAAACGUCUGGGCUUACAAGCAAAUGAACAAUAAUACCUUUCAAUUGUCUUCUAUUUUUGGCUAUGAAAACUGGGUCACAAUAAAGAUAAGUGGGAUAUAGUUUGCUUAAAAGCGAUUACGCAGGUCUCAUCAAAGACCAUCGUACACGCGACCGAAGAACAAACUCACCCAAUAUGGGCAAAUCGGGCUUUUGGGCAGUACAAUACGUCCGAUUGUUGACAUGCGACUGAUAAGCAUCGUCGCGCCGUGUAGCUGAAGCGGCGACUGCUUGAACUACACGAUAGCUUGUAGCGAGCCUUGGGGACUGCGAAGGGGUGGAAAGGGGGACGUGGGACGCCUGGUUGACCACAUCCACCGACAAUGACUGGACUGUUAUAGACAGUUUAAUUGCCGGUCAUUCUGUUCUGUGACCGGGAGGUGUAUAAAAAGGAAUGAUGUUGUGACAUCCCAUCAGUAGUACUCCUGUGGUUGUGGGCCAAACUACGUCUAUCUUUUUACUACACUUCUGUUCAAGUGAGAAGAAAAUGUCACCUUCGGCUGUUUUUCUAAUCUUCCUGAGUGCCCUGACAACCGUGCGAAUGGAAUUUCUUGAUGAUGAGUACGAAGAUUCAGAUGAUCUAGUCAGUGGAGCGCAAACUUUGGUUCGUCAAUCUCGAAGACCUCCACAUUCCUCCGAUUUCGAUACGUCCAGAUUCAUAAGGCGACCUCGACCUAAACAGAUGAAUCCGGAAUAUUUAAAAGAAUUAUUAGGAGAUAAUUUCGAUGCGAAAUAUAUGUCAAUCGAAGAACCGAACGUUGUAGAAGAAGUGGAAUCGGAAGUUCCGGAUGAUAGAUUCCAGAUGAUACACAUGAGAAAAGAAAUGAAAAAAUUUAAUCUGACACAAGAACUCGUAGAAGCUGGAAUUCCAAGUGAUGUAUUCGACGUGAUCGAGAAAUGGCUUUAUAAACGCGGUUCUUGUCCUCUAGUGCACAAAUGGCAUAACAUAGGACCAUUUUUCUGGCCCCCGUGGAUUAGAAGAGCGGAAUGUCUUGAAAAAUAUACCUUCUGCUCGUGGCCCAAUGGUAUGCAUUGUGUUCCAGCAACCAAUAUUGGUUUAACUGUUCUCCGGUGGCAAUGCAAAGAAAGGAGGCGUAAAGCAAAAGGGAGGAAGACCGCUCGCUGGGCUUCUGAUCUUUCUUCUGCAAUUCGUUUUUCAGGGAAAAGAAGACCAAAAAUGAGAUGUCAAUGGGUACAUGCGAACUAUCCUGUUACAAACGAAUGUAUGUGUACUUGUUAAGACUUUUAAUAGUGUCGGAUUAUCAAAAAAGUAUGGGAUAAAGCGGAUAUGGUAGGCCUAUAUUCACUUUAUAAUAUUACGGUAUAGUGGAUUUUUAUCUACUUAAAGUACCUGAACAAUGUUUCAUAAUUUAGUUCUUCGUGUGAAGAACGAUUUAAUUUGUGUUGUUAUGUAUGAUGAAUUUUUGUGUGGUUGAAACCAAUGGUUGAUAAAUUGUUUAAUAAACUAUUUUGUU